UUUUUUUUCUAUUUUUUUAUUUUGGUGCGAAAAAAAUAAUCCACUAAAGUCAUAAAUUUAUUAGCAAAAACCUAAAGUUUUCAAUAUGGGAGACUCUCUCGAUUCAGUUCCCUUUAAUCCCUUUGAUCAUAGUUGGCGUGAGACCCUAAAUGGCGGAGCCGGAUUGUUUGCCUUAGCGGUUGCCAUAAUUUUUGCAUUUAUUAUAAUUAUUGUAUUCAUUAUACGAAUCAUUCAAUUACCCCGCCUCCGCCAGCAAAUUAUCAAUGAUUUCAAUGAUGGCAUGGUUGACAACACUCGAAGUGUCCCUACAAGAAUACUUAAAGUGAUCAUUUUCUUGUUACUAACUGCCGGAUUAGUAGGAGUAUUAUAUUUCAAUAUUUCCAAAAUGAUACAUGAUUCCCCCAAGAUAUCUGUGACGUUAAUAAAGAACGAUAUGGCUCCAUCUAUGCUUUUUUGCAAUGGUGGAAAUAAAACUUUUAGUCUUAAAUAUAUUUCUGGCGAAUAUUAUCCUAUUUUUAAUGAUAAUUCUGAUAAUCCUGAAUCUUAUUCCAUUGUUUUAACCGAUAUUAAAGGAGAAUAUGGGACAUGCCAAUUUUUUAAUGGUACAAAUUUUCUUAAGCCAAUAAAUGCCAGUAGAGGAGACUAUGUACUAAACUUUAUAGGUGAUAUUCCCGGUAUUAUUGUUUUCAUUGGCGAUAACAAUACGAAUAUGGAUUGGACUCUUCGCAUUCCUCAAGGAAGCUUGCUUAGUGAUGUAGGGGUUCAAGUGUUAGAUGGAAAUGGUGGGGUUAUCCAAUAUACAGAGACCCGUCAUACAGCUUUAAACGAUACCGUGGAUAGAAGCUUUCAGAUCUCUGUCAUUGAAGGACCUUUUAAUGUCGAUGAAACAAGUAUAAGAGUUACCAUAAUCGAACCAAGAAUGGUCAUAAAUCAGGUUGAAGAUCCAUCCCUCACGCUAGCCGACCUUUUUAGUAACGUCGGUGGUUACCUUGGCAUCUGGGGAAUUUUCGGCUUUCUCUUUGGUAGUAGCAAGAUGGACCCAUUCGGGUUUGUGGCACGGUUUGUAUUCAUAAAACAAGAUAGGACAAAACUUCUUAAGGAAUUAGGAAAAAUGAAAGGUGAUAGCAAUGUAGAAUUAAGCACCUGGGAAAAAGAGGAAAAGGAGGUUGAUAUUGACACCAAAACGAGUAAUCUAAGCAAUCAAGCUGAAUUCAAAAACCUCCUUACAAAAUACUAUGUCGAAACAGAUUAUUACGAACAUGCCGUUAAGACGCCCGAAAAUGUAUACAUAAAUAAAGUAUGAUAGUUAUUUAAUGUCU
Rhizophagus irregularis DAOM 181602=DAOM 197198 is the source of this 1319-nucleotide messenger RNA. RefSeq lists its product as uncharacterized. The record is from RefSeq and is a predicted model, not a curated record. NCBI's taxonomy places the organism in Eukaryota, Fungi, Glomeromycota, Glomeromycetes, Glomerales, Glomeraceae.